Messenger RNA from Mycotypha africana, 438 nucleotides. RefSeq names its product At2g23090 like protein. The record is from RefSeq and is a predicted model, not a curated record. Lineage: Eukaryota; Fungi; Mucoromycota; Mucoromycetes; Mucorales; Mycotyphaceae. The transcript is spliced from 5 exons. The coding region runs from base 82 to 312 and encodes 76 amino acids.
CAGAAAGGCCAAAAGAAAAAAAAAAUUUUUUUUCCUUCUUCUUUUUCACAAUUUGACAUUUCAACUUAAACAACUUGAACGAUGGGAAACGGUGCUAAAGCUCAGCAAAAGCGUGAACGUAACGCUAAGAAUCAAAAAGCAUCUGCUUCUUCUCAGUUAAAGGCUAACAAUGCUGCUAAAAACAUUAUUUGCAAGACUUGUUUCCAAACAUUCCUGUGUACCUCUCGUGAAAAAGCUUUAUCUGAACAUGCUGAGAAUAAGCACAACAAGGCCAUCAAAGAGUGCUUCCCAGACUGGGCUCCUCCAUCAUAAACUGCAAUAUCCCGUUCAUUCAAAUUCUUUCAUCUACUCAUCUCUUUCACUUAUUUACCAUUUUAGAAUAAUGCCAACAAAGAAAACUGUAUCAACAAAAAACAUCUGUCCUAGAUUAUUAACACC